Sphaerodactylus townsendi is the source of this 3333-nucleotide messenger RNA. RefSeq names its product inositol polyphosphate-5-phosphatase K (gene INPP5K). The record is from RefSeq and is a predicted model, not a curated record. Gene Ontology annotation, biological process: phosphatidylinositol dephosphorylation; negative regulation of insulin receptor signaling pathway; negative regulation of peptidyl-serine phosphorylation. The transcript has 13 exons. Gene Ontology annotation, molecular function: phosphatidylinositol-4,5-bisphosphate 5-phosphatase activity; phosphatidylinositol-3,4,5-trisphosphate 5-phosphatase activity; inositol bisphosphate phosphatase activity. Bases 79 to 1521 code for a protein of 480 amino acids. Gene Ontology annotation, cellular component: ruffle; cytoplasm; plasma membrane. Lineage: Eukaryota; Metazoa; Chordata; Lepidosauria; Squamata; Sphaerodactylidae.
CCACUGCCUGACAGGCCGGAGAGACUGUCGCGGGCGGCGGGUCUUCUCAGUCUUCGCUUCGCCGCCGCCGGCCCGGGGAUGGAACCGGAAGCGGGAGCCGCGUCGCCGGCCAGGCGGAAGCGCCUGAGGUUGCACUUGAUAACCUGGAAUGUGGGCACAGCUUCUCCACCUCCUGAUGUUACCUCUUUACUUCAGCUCAGCUUGCAAGGCCUGGCUGUGGAUAUAUACGUUGUUGGUUUACAGGAAGUGAACUCCAAGAUUGUGAAUUUCCUGUCUGACAUGGCUUUUGAUGAUCCCUGGAGUAUUUUCUUCGAAAGGAUUCUGUCUCCUUUGAGCUACAUCAAGGUCUCUUCUAUCCGAAUGCAAGGCCUCCUCCUCCUGAUCUUUGCAAAGCAUGCCCAUAUCCCCUUCAUAAGGGAAAUUCAAAGCCAGUUUACUCGCACAGGCCUGUACAGAUAUUGGGGAAAUAAGGGGGCGGUCUCCACUCGUAUGUCUCUUUACGGGCACAUGGUCUGUUUUGUGAACUGCCACUUGCCGGCACACAUGGAGAAUGCAGAGCAACGGCUGGAUGACUUUGAGCACAUUCUGGAAAUGCAGCAGUUCGAAGGCGAGACGGUCCCUGGCGUCCUGGAUCAUGACUUUCCCCCUGUUCUUUCAAUCUCCUCCCAAUCCCGCAGCAUUCUCUUCUGGUUUGGCGAUUUAAACUUCCGGAUCGAAGACUACGGCUUGCAUUUCAUCCGAGAGUCCAUAAACAAGAACAGAUUUAGUCUCCUUUGGGAAAAAGAUCAGCUAAAUAUGGCCAAGAAGAAAGAGGGCUUCCUUCAGGAAUUCAGAGAGGGGCCUCUGCAGUUCAAACCCACCUACAAGUUUGACCUCUACUCCAAUGAAUAUGACACCAGGGUGCAGAAGACACUGAUUUGGUUUCACGGGAAGAAGCGGAAGCCCGCUUGGACAGAUCGGAUUUUGUGGCGAGUGAAGAGCCUCUUGCCUCGCUCUUCGGAAGCAGAGGAGGAGCCGGAAGAGCAGCCUGUUUCUGUGUCUCUGAACAGCUAUGCCAGCCACAUGGGCUACAGCAUCAGCGAUCACAAGCCCGUGUCCGGGACCUUUGAGCUGGAGCUGAAACCCCUGGUGUCCAUCCCGUUGGUCACCCUGCAUCCCGUGGGCAGCUGGAGCUCUGGACAAGAUGUGACUGUGAGCUACUCUGCUCUUCCUGAACUUCCGCACAGUGCCUGGGACUGGAUUGGCCUGUACAAGGUGACAUUCAGGCAUGCAAAUGACUAUGCGGCCUACGCCUGGGUGCAGGACAAUGAAAUUUCCUCUGGGGAGGAUGCAAAGCAGGUUUAUCUCAGCACCGAGGGGCUCACCACAGACGGAGAAGAGUUCCUCCUGGGGUAUUACAGCCACACCAUGCAGUCUAUCGUUGGCCUUAGCCCACACUUCCAGAUUCAGCCAAGCAGAAUGGUGGCCGAGAAGGACCUGGCGUGGGACGGAGAAGCUUUGCCUUGUGGAUCCAGUGAAUGAGCGUCGGAGCGUGCAUGCGCGGCCGCAACGCAGGGAUGAAAGGCCCCGAGGUUCUGGGUGGAAGAAGUGACGGAACACACCGAGGGGGCCUCCUCAUGAGUUAGGGCGGUUGGGCGCAUUGUUUCUUUGGCCAUUUCAAUCACUGUCGCCAGUGGGUACUCAUGCCCUACGCUCGAAAAUCAACGGCUGGAAAAUCUUGACUAUUCCAUGGAUUGCUAGCCUCCAUCCCCCUUUCAAUGGCUAACCAGGGCAGAAGCGCCUGCUGCUUCUCUCUUUUUCCAGAGACCGUUGUUAGGACUAAGAUAAUUCCUUGAGCUAUAGUUAGUCAGUGCAGCAUAGCUGGGAUGUAUUGGUUGGGAGGAGCCAAGUGAUCAUGAGACAGCCGACAGGAGGAAGGAAGCAGGGCGAGCCUGUGGCUUGCGCGGUGGUUUUCUUGUGGCUUUUCCUGUCGCCUUCUCUCUGCCUCAUACGCCUGUGCCUUUAGUCCUCACCUGGAUUUUAGUGCUUGAAAUGCUGACAGCAGAGGUCCAUUCAACAAAAUGACCUUUGCUUUUGAGAGGUUUUGAUGGUCUUGUUUCAUCGUUAGCUGGCAGCCUUGCAGGGUCUAAUUGCCUCCACAGAUUUUCUUCAAGCUCCAUCAUUUUGGGAUGAGUUAAGGCUUCCCAGGAGCUGUGCAAGAACCCAGAAGACCCAGGCUCUCAAACCUGAUAGCGGGGGCUCGUAGUCAACCCCUAAUCUGGACAGGACCUGCAUCUUUGCCAAUGUUUGAUCCUGGGAGAAUGUUCUAGAGGUUAGCCAAUGGAGCGAUGUGAGUUCUUUCGCCACAGCUUUGUGUGGAUUCUGGUUCUAUCUAGACAGUGUUGCUGGCACCAAAGCUCCCAGGGAAUGGUGAUCUAACUGACGCUGUCAUACUGACAUCUUCGCAUUGUCACUCUAAUAGACCGGGCGCUCUGUCCCUCAGGCGCGUCAGUUACCUGGACCCAGUUAACGCAGGCUGUUUUUACAAGCAACUGACACAGAAAAUUGGUGUGGCGUUUAUGUGGCUUAUUACUUUCCUUGGCAGCUUCUGUAGGAAUUUCCUCCACUUUGCACAGACUCCAUCUUGCUUGUAGGAAUUGGGCUCUCGUGGGUCUCUUGUGCUGAAGUCAUUUGAGGCAGGCGCAGUGAUAAGGACUGCAGAUACAUCUGGUAUAGGAGAGCUGGCUGUGAUUAAAAGAUUUAGGAAGAGAGGUGGGGACCCAAAUUGAGGACAUUUGGGUGAAGAACAAAGAUCAUUAUUAAAAUGCACAAUUAAAAUGCAUUAUUAAACUCACGCUAGAGGGGGUAUGCCUUCACUGUGCCCUCUACGCUGCUAACAUGCCAGCGCUUACAGUUAUUUUAGUCUAGAUGUUCUUGUUGCAUCACAAUAGGACUCUUUCCAGUGUCUGGAGUAGGGUGAGGACAUUCCUUUUUUCUUUCCCAUCCCAGCUGGUGCUUCUGGGAGUGGGGGGGGGGCAGGAUCUUCUCUCUGCCAUUGUACAUUUAGAAGGCUUUUAAAUAGGGACAGUUUCUAGUAUGGCUGAAUUAUCAGCUAAGCUUUAUUCACUGCCCAAAGGAUUUUAAAGUAGCGCGUACCCAGCUUUAAAUGUAAAUUGUCUCUAGCUGAUACAAAGUUGGGGUUUUUUUUAAUGUUAACUGUCUAGGAAGGAAGUCUGGCUGGCACCAACAGAGCAUCUCUGAUGUAUUGUCGAAGGCUUUCACGGCCAGAAUCACUAGGGUGUUGUGGGUUUUCUAGGUUGUAUGGCCAUGUUCCAGUAGCAUUUUCUCCUGACG